Molecule: messenger RNA, 5997 nt
Organism: Lates calcarifer (barramundi perch)
Lineage: Eukaryota; Metazoa; Chordata; Actinopteri; Centropomidae
Exons: 3
Coding region: 815-2386 (523 amino acids)
Biological process (GO): positive regulation of cell size; positive regulation of translation
Source: RefSeq, a predicted model, not a curated record
CUCCCCUCCCCUCUCUCUCAGUCUCUGGCCGAGGAAUCCCAGGCAGCGUUUAAUUGCAGAGUGCAAAGGCUUUAGUUGGGCUAAUGAGCGCAGCACUGGGGCUGGGACUCCUUUCACGCACUCUCUGGGAGCCAGAAACCCAUAUGGAGUCCUUUACCGGAGGAGCCUCACAAGGCGGCUGGAUUUCAGGUGGAGGAGAGAGAGCAAGGAAUUCACAAAUUCAGGUACUGCCGACUAUGUGAGAGAAUAUACCAGAGGCAAGAGACGGAGUAAGAGGUGGAGAAAGAGAGGGAGAGCGGGAGAGGGGAGGGGAGGAAACGGGAAAUACACAGCCAGAGAGAGAGAGAGAGAGAGAGAGAGAGAGAGAGAGAGAGAGAGACUGGAAGCCUGCAGCAGCAAAUGAGAUAGAACAACGAGGCGGGAGAGAGGUAGACAGAGAGAGAGAGAGAGAGGGAGAGGGGGCCCCGUGUAGGAGAGAGGGCUGCAGGGUGAGGAAGAAGAAGGAGAAAAAGUUAGAAGAAGUAGAAGAAAGGGUGUCCAAGGAAGGGAAAGAACGGGUAGCAGAGAUCAACAGCUACAGGAGUGAAGAAGAAGAAGAAGAAGAAGAAGGGAAACAACAGACAGGAAGGAAGGGGAGGGAGAAGUCUUGGGGUAGAGAGGAAGAAAAAAAAGAGGUGAAGAAAAGUUUUCUUGUGGGAAGACGCAGAUGAGGAAAACAGAGCGAGUGAAUGACUGGGCUGGAGAGAGCAGGGAGGGGAGGAAACCAGUUGUUUUCUAAGGCGUUUUCCACACAAGCCUCUGGACUUCUUUGGACAUGUACACAGAAGGCGCACAAACAACGGGACACCGCCGAUUUCUCCAGCACAAAAGCCCGCCCGCCCCCUGCCCCUGCCAGCACUGUGUCCACCACUACUGCGAGCAGCCGCACAGCCAUCACCACAGUGGGCCGGGAUACCAACCAGCAUCAGCCAGACAGACGGACCACCCAUCUCUGGACUGCAGGAGAGAGACACAGGCUCCUCGGGUUAAAGACGUAGGAGGCAGAGCUUUCCUGGUGGACGGGGUUGAGAGGAGCAGUCAUCGCAGCCCACAGAGGAGGCCUGUGUUUGCAGGGCUGGGCCCUUACAGCCAGUCGGACGACUUGAGCCAAGUCUGCCCCUGGGAGUUGAACCCUGCCCAGUGGAGCUGCCCACUGGAGCCUGGGGUGAGACACUAUCCAUCUGUCAGAGAACAGUGUGGCUGUGUGGUGCGCAGCGACACUUGGGCACACCCCUUUAAGGCUGGGACACCACAUCCUGUCCCUCAUCUUCAGGUCAAAGGUCAUGGGUACAGGCACAGGAGGACCAUCAGGUACGUCUCUGUAGACGAGGAGGAGGAAGGCUGUGAUUGUGACUCUGAGAGCUAUCAUGUGGAGCCACACGGUCCCCAUUCGGGUCACGCGCCCAUGCCAAAUGGCCACUGUGGACCGAGGCCAGUGCUCUUUGAUGGAGGGGAGGAAAGAGAUAGCCAUCAGGACCUGGGCAAACACAAGGGUGGAUCAGAGGAUGGUUAUAAUGGACGCGGUGGCUCCUACAAAGGUUUCUUCUCCACUGAAGUCCCACAAAAACACCUAAACCAAAGCAGACGGAAGGGGCCCUGCGUCCCCCCCUCCGGCAUCACCAGUCCAGAGACCUCGAAAUCGUCGGCCAACAGCGAGCACCACCAGCGUCAAGGUUUGGAGGUGGCGAAGCAGAGGAGGAGACAGGACUCGGUGAGGGAUCAAAUCCGACAAGUGGUGACAGAUCUGGAGGACGUGUUGGGGGGUUUGAAGCAAGUUCAUGUGGAGAUGAAAGAGGUGGUCGAGCAGAUUGAUCGUCUCACAGCCAAUAUUGACCUCAGCGAGGAGGCGCCCAGCAGCACCCACGGGCCGUCUGCAAACUUUCACAGUUCAACUCAUACCGGUGACCUCAGGGUGACCCUGCUGCCCAAUCACAAGCCGGCUCCGGUCCAGGUGUCCCAACAUGUCGACGAGGACCGCAUCAUCUUAAGGACUAACUCUCCCUCCCCCGUUCACAUGGCGUCCGUCGUCAAAACCAGCCGCUUCACCCCACUCAGCCAUGUCAAAGACGCCAACCACGAGAGGCCGGGCGUGAACGGCCACCCGCCUCAUCUGUACCCCCACAGAGACUCCAACCACAUUGGGCAAACUCACCUGGAGCCCCACCACCCCCACCCACAGAGCCUAGACCCUAAGGUCAUCAUUGGGAACAGCACCUCCGGGAGGACUCAGAAGCCUCCACCGUACCCUCAAAACGGGCGGUGCGGCAAGGGCCCGUACCCGCCUCCCAAGCCCAUGAGGACCCCUGCCUACCCUGGGAGAGGCCGCCAGAGCGCCAGCAUGGUGUGAAGGAGGAGGGAGGUGGUAGUGGUGGUAGUGGUGGUGGUGGUGGUCUGCCCCCCGGUUGCUUAUGGGGGGCCUGAAACAUGAGACCCUGCUGCAGUGAGUGGCGGUCAGAAGGGAACCAGGCAGGGGGAGCAACUCAUGCAGGAGCUGAUGCCACUGAGACAAGCUGUCAGCCGAUGGAAACGGAGCACGGCCUGAAGGUGGAGAUAUUUCCAAAGGGAAAACUCCCCCAAGAGCCGACCCGUGACUGUGUGUCUUGCAAGCACAGCAGCAUGGAGGAGUGGCAGUCGAUCCUCUCUGAAAAUGUAUGUUUUCACUGUUACUGGAGAUGUAGUGGCAAAAUAAUAAUAAAGGAUAAGCUGUGAACUGCUACAACCACCCAUAGAAACAUAAAGAUAUCUUUUUGUGCCAGUAUUAAUUUAUUUUUUACUGUUUUUUUUUUAAAUUGCAAAAACAUCUGUUGUCAGGCAGCUUAUACCAGUCUGGAUGCUACAUAUGCUAAAGUAUGCUAUAGUAAGAUUUAUAUCAGCUAAACUAUUGUACAGAUAUUUUACAAAUAAAAGGAUUUAGACUGUUUUUCUCUCUGCUACAUGGUUGUUAGAGUAUGUAAGAGGAAAAACCAGUGAGGAGACAGGAAAGUUGGACAAGCAGAGUGGAGAUUAAAUUGCACUUUUCUCAGACAAAUCAAUCUGACGUCUCAAUUAUCCAACUCCAGAGAUGUUGUAUUGACCGCUGAAUGUCCCACAUUUGACUAUGAAAUAAAAGAAAUGACGCCAGCAAUUUAUCACCCCGACUCUGACAAAUGAUUUAUGGGUUCAGCGUGUCUAACAGAAGUUAAGAGUACGUCUCAAAUGGCUGCGGAAGCGGUGUGAAUGGGUUCUUGGACUGAUCUGGAGAUGGCAGCGUGUGAUCUCUCACAUGGCCUUAUUCUGUCAGGGCGCUCGUUGCCGUUGUCCCAGGCCAGUCAAGUCAGCGUCUGCAUCUCUUGUUUGUUUAAAUCUUGUCUGAGACUUUCACCACUCUGCUCUCACAAGCUCCUGCUGCUAUCAGAGCUGCACACUGCCUCCCUGUGAGAGCCGGUAUAAUCCAUCCACCAAACAAAACACCCUCCACACUCCACACUCUCUGCCUGUAUCACUGGUGGAGAGCUGAACAGAUGAAGGAUGACACAUGCAAGCUGUUAACUGUCCUGGCCACUUUGUCACUCACUGUCUUUGUCUGCAGCCUAUAGCUGUUAGAGUAAUUGUGAUAUGAUGGUAAGUGAGAGGCGAGGUUGUGAAGAGUCGAUAAGCCGCUGACGCUCAGAUAGAUGGGGAGAGGUCAAGUGCCAGAGGCUGUUCUUACUCUUCAAGAGCAACAUUCAAAAUGAAAACUGGUCUCUUGAGCAUCCUACUGUAUCAUGAUUUGACAAUAGUACAGACUGUUUAGUUUUAAUAAAGCUUUUUGUUGGACCCAAAGGUAGGACUCAGACUCAGAGGCAGUUAAAUGAUGCAGAAAGCUGUUUGUUGAAUUAUGGAAGAACAGCUUAAGGCUGGGGCUGAGGAGAGUGGGACAGGCAUUUGGCUGGUGCAGGAAUAAAACCUGGAAGUCAGGUAGCAUUUUAGCACUCCUGGUUCCCUCAUCCCAAAGUUUUUUUUGAAUGGGAUUUUGGUUAAAAGCCUGAAAUAACACCUGUGGUUUGAACACAAGUUCAGGACAUUUUCAUGUUUUAUGCUACAACUUAAUAUACAUCAGAAAAUACCUUUUAUUAUAGAUUAAACUUUUACAUAUCUUAAAAGGGGCAGUUGUUAACAGGGUGAAAACUGAUUUCAUCAGUCCACCUUUACAGCCUUGUUGUGUCCAGUCACGCUCUUUCAAACUAUCUCUAACUUUCUAAAAAGAAAGGCUUUUGUAGAAGAGGUCAGCGCUUAGUGGUGGUGAAGUUGACGUCAAGCAACUGUGAAGUAUCACAAACUUUUGUUGGUCAUGGAGCUUAUUUUCUGCAAUAAUCCAAGAUCCAAUGAAAAGUCCCAUCGGCUUUUUGUCAACCAGGCUGAUGCUAAUUUCCAGGUGACAACGGUCAUGCUGAGUCAAAAGCAACACAGGGAAUUGUAACUCAAAGUGCAGCAUUUGGUCAUGGCGUGGAACAUGGUGUUGAACCAGCAAUCUGGCAAAUGGUGGAGUGAAGAGCUGGGGUGGUUUAAAUACAGCAGGGGCUUGUUUAGUAGAUGAGCUGAUCUGGAACAGGUGUGCAGGUGUUAUGGUGGGAGCAGGAGCCCAGAAGGCCACGCCUAGCAAACACACAGACACAAACACAAGCACAGACAAACUGGGGACAAACAAAAAUCAUAAGGACAAGGGCUGCAACUAAGCAUUAUUUUCAUGAUAAUGUGAUCUGACCAUUAUUUUAAAAAAUGCCAGAAAUAGGGAUAAAUGCCUGUCACAACUUCCCAGAUCUCACUUGACACCAGAAACACAGAAUUAGCCAUGAUGCCCCCUACUGUUGCUACAUCUGUCAGACUGUCCUUGCACGUAUGUGUUUUAUAAUGUUGGCUUUAUAUUUUUUACCGCUCAAAAUUCAAAGUAAUUUUUUAAACAAAGGAUCUGUGAUUGAUACAUUUGCUUGAAAAAAGCAAUCUUGUUAUUUCUUAGCAACCAUCAAUUUUGUGGCUGAAAGAGCAACUGUUUUUUAAAUAAGCCAAUGUUUACAAUUAUCUAACAGUUGUUCCUGGCUGAUAACACUGUUUUAGGAUUAUUUUUGAACUAAUCAAAUGUCCAACACCUAAUACUUGAUUACCCCCCCCACACACACACACACAAAUGUGUCAUAUUACAGAAGCAAAAUGCCGCAGAAAUACAUAUUCUUACAGUACCUGUUACCUUUGCUUUUAUUUCUACUGAUUUCCAAGAAAAGCUGAUCUGGGUCCUGACAAGGGAUUUGACCUAUCACACUCUGCACUGUAAGUUACCUUACAGCCUCUAAUAGUCACACUGCACCACCAGUUCCCUUCUCAGCUAGAUCACUUCUCAGACUGCUUUUCAGUUUUCAUUUUGGGUGUUGGAUGUCAAAACAGCACCUGGUAAGAUUCAAACCUGCAACCUCUGAGUUUCUAAGCAAGCACCUCAACAGCCAGCGCUAUUAGACCUGACACUUAAGCUUGUUUUCUAAGAGGGCUGAUCAGAUUUGCGCCAUGGUAAGAGGAAUGUGUUGUAGAAAUACAUCUUCCUCCUCACAGUAGCUGUUACCUUUACUUUUAUUCCAUCCAAAAUAGCGGGGUAAGACAUAAUCUAAGCAAAUACAAACCGAAAAAUUCUUGUUUCUGUAUUGAUUUUUUAACUUUUGAAUAACUACAAUGUCUCUUUGAAUAUGUUUACAUAAAAUGUUCCUUCGUCUUGUUUUCCUUCGUGAUGUAUGGUGGAUCAUUCCAUUUUUAUGUAGGUGGAAAAAUGUGUCUGUCCUGAGUAUUUUAUGUAAUAAAACAUUCACUAUUUUUUGAGGAAAUUUACAUGAUAAAGAGUGGGUUGCAAUGUUCCAUUAUUGCAGCUUGAAUAAAAUGCUGUGCCUUGAAAUUGUUUGGGCUUGGUGUUAUGAAAUUAAAAAACCCAGCUACAGUCUUCUGGGAUUUAUUUGACAA